Guyanagaster necrorhizus is the source of this 1225-nucleotide messenger RNA. RefSeq lists its product as uncharacterized. The record is from RefSeq and is a predicted model, not a curated record. The transcript is spliced from 4 exons. The coding region runs from base 238 to 1026 and encodes 262 amino acids. Lineage: Eukaryota; Fungi; Basidiomycota; Agaricomycetes; Agaricales; Physalacriaceae.
GACAUUCCUAGUGCUUGACAAGCUUGAAGCUUGAGCGCUGAGCAACCAGCGACGUUAAUCUUUGCAAUAAAGUCGAGUCCCAAGGACGCCUCUGCCUACUUCUGUUGGAAAGAUUGCAGUUUCAAACGUGGACCUAAAAUUAGAUGCGUCUGACACUGUAACUCGCCUCGCUGCUCUAUUUAAACAGGCAUUCAUGUCAAGGUAGCCCAACUACCCUUACUCCCCAACAACCUCUCAAUGGCCAAUAUCAACUAUGCAGACGCGGACGGCUACAGCUCCCUAGCUGCCGCCAUUGUUUUCAUCGUCCCCUACGUCCCUCUAUGUGGACUUUUCAUUCUCCAAUGCUUCAGAAACCUCACCUACGUGCGCUUCGUGUUAAUUCUCUUUUGCCAAAUUCGUAUCGCUGCAUUCACGAUACGUGCUAUUUUGAUAGCAUCGGACUCGGCUGGUGAAAAUCUUAGUCUGUUCAUUGCCGACCAGGUUUUGUUUGGGAUAGGGUUCUUUGGGCUGUUGUACGCUGCUUACUCCUUGGUGCUGGACAGGGAACUACUCUCUGACGAGCCUCCCGCUAAAAACAUCAUAUCGCGCCUCGGGCGUAAUCGCAUGCUCUUCCAUCUUUCCCUCUCAACUGGCGUCGCAUUAGGAGUAGCAGGUACCACUAUAGAGUCGAAUGAUCCAACGAGCUCUACCGGCACCACCCUUCGCAAAGCCAGCAUUGCAAUCUUCCUGGUCCUCACAGUCCUUCAAGCGUGCCUGACGAUAGCACUCAUCAUGAAAGAGAAUGAUGAUGAAUACCAUACGAUACAUACUAAAUCCUUUGGAGAGAAGCAUGGGUCCUUCAUUCUUUGUGCCAUCUCGUUUCUCCUCCUAGUGCGCGAGAUUUUCUUGAUGGCCACGAUCGAUAAUACCAAGACGGCUGCCAAUGAGCAUUUCUGGUACCCGCUGGUUGCACUGCCGGAGGUCCUGGCAGUUACACUGUAUUGUGCGCCGGGUCUUGCCCCCGAGCGGUUUGAGCUACCUAAGUAAUGGGUUUAUGGUGCUUGACUUAUUGUAGCUGGUCUUCAAUAUUCAGUCUUAUAUAUAAAAUGGACCUUACGCCAAAGGACUUCCGCCAUAAACUCCUUUAGUUAAUUACGACCGUUACCUAUGUCAGAUUGUUCCAUUACUGGACCCCCUACUACUCAACACGCACUCUUAUCAAAGAUAUAGGUCGUCAAACUAAUUG